This is a messenger RNA of Phacochoerus africanus (Common warthog), 7133 nucleotides long. RefSeq names its product regulating synaptic membrane exocytosis 1 (gene RIMS1). The transcript has 38 exons. Gene Ontology annotation, molecular function: small GTPase binding; transmembrane transporter binding. The record is from RefSeq and is a predicted model, not a curated record. Gene Ontology annotation, biological process: intracellular protein transport; calcium ion-regulated exocytosis of neurotransmitter; regulation of membrane potential. Lineage: Eukaryota; Metazoa; Chordata; Mammalia; Artiodactyla; Suidae. Gene Ontology annotation, cellular component: cytoskeleton of presynaptic active zone; presynaptic membrane.
AUGUCCUCGGCCGUGGGGCCCCGCGGUCCUCGCCCGCCCACCGUGCCUCCCCCCAUGCCCGAGCUGCCCGACCUGAGCCACCUGACCGAGGAGGAGAGGAACAUCAUCAUGGCAGUGAUGGACCGGCAGAAGGAGGAGGAGGAGAAAGAAGAAGCCAUGCUCAAGUGUGUGGUCAGGGACAUGGUGAAGCCUGCUGCCUGCAAAACCCCAAGAAAUGCUGAGCACCAGCCCCACCAGCCUCCACCAAAUAUAUUCAGAUGUAUUUGUGUAUUCAGGAAAUGUUAACCCUCUUUUAAAGAUGAAGGACCUGAGAGACACUGGAGACUGCAUCAACAAUUUGAAAGCUAUAAGGAACAAGUGAGAAAAAUAGGGGAAGAAGCUCGGCGUUAUCAGGGAGAGCACAAAGACGAUGCUCCAACCUGUGGAAUCUGCCGGAAGACCAAGUUUGCGGAUGGGUGCGGCCACGUGUGCUCCUACUGCCGCACAAGGUUCUGCGCUCGCUGUGGGGGCCGCGUCUCCCUGAGGUCCAACAGCGAGGACAAAGUGGUUAUGUGGGUAUGCAAUUUGUGUCGAAAGCAGCAAGAAAUCUUAACCAAGUCUGGGGCGUGGUUCUUUGGAAGCGGCCCCCAGCAGCCAAGUCAGGACGGAACCCUCAGCGAUACAGCUACAGGUGCUGGUUCUGAGGUCCCAAGAGAAAAGAAAGCCCGGCUCCAGGAGAGAUCGCGGUCUCAGACCCCGCUGAGCACAGCCGCUGCCUCCUCCCAGGACCAGGCUCCCUCCAGUGCACAGCCAGACGGGAGCAAAGGGGCUGAGCUGUCCCAGCCAGCAGGGGGCCCGGAGCAGAAGCAGGCUUCAUCCAGGUCUAGAAGCGAACCUCCCAGAGACAGGAAGAAGACCCCAGGGCUCUCAGAGCAGAAUGGCAAAGGAGCCCCGAAGGGCGAGAGGAAACGUGUGCCCAGGUCCUCAGUACAGCCCGGGGAGGGGCCCUCGGAAGAACGGGAGCGGAAAGAAAGGCGGGAAAGCCGAAGGCUGGAGAAAGGCCGAUCCCAGGACUACCCAGACGUGCCUGAGAAGCGAGAGGGCGGUCCGGCGGUGGAGGACGAGAAGCAGAGAAAGGAGGAGGAGUACCAGACACGGUACCGCAGCGACCCGAACCUGGCGCGGUACCCAGUGAAGCCACCGCCAGAGGAGCAGCAGAUGCGCAUGCACGCGCGGGUGUCCCGCGCCAGGCACGAGCGGCGCCACAGCGACGUGGCCCUGCCGCGCACUGAGGCGGCCGCAGGGCCCGAAGGCAGAGCCGGCCCGCGCGCGCCCGCCGCGGCUCGGGGCUCGCCGCCCGCCUCGCCGCGCGCCUACUCGGCCGAGAGGACCGCGGACGCGCGGGCGCCGAGUGCCCAGCAGCUCGCCAAUCGCAGCCCGCCGGCGCCCCGGCCCGGCCCGGGCCCCGCCGACGUCCCGGAGUCGCGGGCCCCGGAGCCGCUCCGGAAGCAGAGCCGCCUGGACCCUGGCUCGGCCGUCCUCGUGCGCAAGGCCAAGCGCGAGAAGGUGGAGACCAUGCUACGCAACGACUCGCUGAGCUCCGACCAGUCCGAGUCCGUGCGGCCGUCACCGCCCAAGCCGCACCGCGCCAAGAGGGGCGGCAAGAGGCGCCAGAUGUCGGUGAGCAGCUCCGAGGAGGAGGGCGUGUCCACGCCGGAGUACACCAGCUGCGAGGACGUGGAGCUCGAGAGCGAGAGUGUCAGCGAGAAGGGUGACUUGGAUUACUACUGGCUGGAUCCUGCCACGUGGCAUAGCCGGGAAACAUCACCUAUUAGUUCGCAUCCUGUAACGUGGCAACCAUCUAAAGAGGGAGAUCGAUUAAUUGGACGUGUUAUUCUUAACAAGAGAACAACAAUGCCCAAAGAGUCAGGUGCAUUACUGGGUCUGAAAGUUGUUGGAGGAAAAAUGACUGACUUGGGACGCCUUGGUGCCUUCAUCACCAAAGUAAAGAAGGGUAGCCUUGCAGAUGUAGUUGGACACUUGCGAGCAGGGGAUGAAGUUCUAGAAUGGAAUGGUAAACCCCUGCCGGGAGCUACAAAUGAAGAAGUUUACAACAUUAUUUUAGAAUCAAAAUCAGAACCUCAAGUUGAAAUUAUUGUUUCAAGGCCUAUUGGUGACAUUCCACGGAUUCCUGAGAGCUCCCAUCCUCCACUGGAGUCCAGUUCCAGUUCCUUUGAAUCUCAGAAGAUGGAAAGGCCUUCCAUUUCUGUUAUUUCUCCAACAAGCCCAGGAGCUCUCAAAGAUGCCCCACAAGUCUUACCAGGACAACUUUCCGUGAAACUGUGGUAUGAUAAAGUGGGACACCAGCUGAUUGUAAAUGUUCUGCAAGCCACAGAUCUGCCCCCUAGAGUAGAUGGGCGUCCCAGGAAUCCCUAUGUAAAAAUGUAUUUUCUUCCUGAUAGAAGUGAUAAAAGUAAAAGGAGAACCAAAACAGUAAAGAAAGUACUAGAGCCGAAAUGGAAUCAAACUUUUGUCUAUUCACACGUACAUCGUAGAGAUUUUAGAGAACGCAUGCUAGAAAUAACUGUGUGGGACCAGCCCAGAGUGCAAGAAGAAGAGAGUGAAUUCCUUGGAGAGAUCCUCAUAGAGCUGGAGACAGCACUUUUAGAUGAUGAGCCACACUGGUAUAAACUUCAGACCCACGAUGAAUCUUCACUACCUCUGCCUCAGCCAUCACCUUUCAUGCCAAGGCGACAUAUCCAUGGAGAAAGCUCCAGCAAGAAACUACAAAGGUCCCAGCGAAUCAGUGAUAGUGACAUCUCAGAUUAUGAGGUUGAUGAUGGGAUUGGAGUAGUUCCUCCAGUAGGCUAUAGGUCUAGUGCUAGAGAAGGCAAACCUGCAACAUUAACUGUGCCAGAGCAGCAGAGAACAACUCAUCACCGCUCACGAUCUGUGUCUCCUCAUCGCGGCGAUGAUCAGGGCAGGCCGCGUUCACGUUUACCAAAUGUGCCAUUACAGAGGAGUUUAGAUGAAAUUCAUCCAACAAGAAGGUCACGUUCUCCAACCAGACACCAUGAUGCCUCCCGAAGUCCAGUUGACCACAGAUCCAGAGAUGUGGAUAGUCAGUAUUUAUCAGAACAAGACAGUGAGCUUCUUAUGCUUCCCAGAGCAAAACGAGGACGAAGUGCAGAAUGCCUACACACCACCAGACAUCAUGUUAGGCACUAUAAAACAUUACCGCCCAAGAUGCCCUUAUUAGAGAACUGUUCUCACUGGAGUAUUUACAGUGACCUGCAGCCCUCCCUUGACAGGGCGAGGAGUGCUAGUACCAACUGCUUGAGACCAGAUGCUAGUUUGCAUUCACCAGAACGAGAAAGGGGUAGAUGGCCCCCCUCCCUAGAUAGGAGACGGCCUCCUAGCCCCAGGAUUCAAAUCCAGCAUGCGUCUCCGGAGAAUGACAGGCACUCCAGAAAGUCUGAAAGAUCUAGCAUCCAAAAACAAACUAGGAAAGGCACUGCCGCUGAUGCAGAAAGGGUUCUCCCACCAUGUCUUUCUAGAAGGGGAUACGCAGCCCUAAGAGCGACUGAUCAGCCAGUCCUUAGGGGAAAACAUCCCGCUCGCUCCAGGUCGAGUGAGCACCCUAGUGUCAGAACACUGUGUUCUAUGCACCACCUUGUCCCCGGAGGGUCGGCACCACCUUCUCCGCUCCUGACAAGGAUGCACCGACAAGGAAGUCCCACCCAGUCUCCUCCUGCAGACUCAGCCUUCAGCAGCCGCAGGGGAAGACAGCUCCCACAAGUGCCAGUGAGAAGCAGCAGUAUAGAACAAGAGCAAGAAAAAUAUAACUCAUCCACAAAAGCAAGCUUAGUAGUGGAGGAGCGUACAAGACAGAUGAAAAUGAAAGUGCAUCGACUUAAGCAGACAGCAGGGUCUGGGUCUAGUCAAGAACUUGAUCGCGAGCAAUAUUCCAAGUAUAACAUACAUAAAGAUCAGUACAGAAGCUGUGAUAACGUCUCUGCCAAAUCAUCUGAUAGUGAUGUCAGUGACGUGUCCGCCAUCUCCCGCACCAGCAGUGCCUCCCGCCUCAGCAGCACAAGCUUCCUGUCGGAGCAGUCUGAGCGCCCCCGGGGCAGAAUUAGUUCAUUUACCCCUAAAAUGCAAGGCAGACGGAUGGGGACUUCAGGAAGGGCCAUCACCAAGAGCACAAGUGUCAGUGGAGAGAUGUACACGCUGGAGCAUAAUGACGGCAGUCAGUCGGACACAGCUGUGGGUACAGUUGGAGCAGGUGGAAAGAAGAGGAGGUCCAGCCUGAGUGCCAAAGUGGUUGCCAUAGUGUCUCGAAGGAGCCGAAGCACAUCCCAGCUGAGCCAAACAGAGUCAGGCCACAAGAAGUUGAAAAGCACCAUACAGAGAAGCACAGAAACAGGAAUGGCAGCAGAGAUGAGGAAGAUGGUACGGCAGCCCAGUCGGGAGUCGACAGACGGCAGCAUUAACAGCUACAGCUCCGAGGGAAACUUAAUAUUUCCUGGAGUGCGACUAGGAGCGGAUAGUCAAUUUAGUGAUUUUCUUGAUGGAUUGGGACCAGCCCAGCUUGUUGGCCGCCAAACCCUCGCCACCCCUGCAAUGGGUGAUAUACAAAUUGGAAUGGAGGAUAAAAAGGGCCAGUUAGAAGUUGAAGUUAUUAGAGCACGAAGCCUCACUCAAAAACCUGGCUCCAAAUCUACGCCAGCUCCAUAUGUCAAAGUGUAUCUUUUGGAGAAUGGGGCCUGCAUAGCCAAGAAGAAGACAAGAAUUGCACGAAAGACCCUUGAUCCCUUGUAUCAACAGUCCCUGGUUUUUGAUGAAAGUCCACAGGGUAAAGUCCUUCAGGUGAUUGUCUGGGGGGACUACGGCAGGAUGGACCAUAAAUGCUUUAUGGGUGUGGCUCAGAUCUUGUUGGAGGAACUCGAUCUUUCCAGCAUGGUCAUCGGCUGGUACAAGCUGUUCCCACCAUCAUCGCUGGUGGACCCCACACUCACCCCUCUGACCCGCCGGGCUUCCCAAUCAUCUCUGGAAAGUUCAACGGGUCCCCCCUGCAUCCGAUCCUAAUGAACUUACACAAGAGUCGUUCCAGUCAGACUCUACCUUUCAGGAUAAAAAUCUGAACCAGAUAUUUCAUAAUCAAAAGCAUUAUUGGAGACAGACAAUCAACUUGUGUUUUUGCCUGUAGUUGUUUUUCAACAAUCUGUCCCAAUCGUUGUUUAAAACCUGGCUUCACAUGACAGAACAAGGCAGUCUAUCCAAUUACAGGAAGAGUCAACGUGCUAGUGAGAAUCACUGAUGCUUCUAAACAAAUAGAAAGAGAGGAAACUUCAAAUUCACACACACACACACACAUACACAAACCCCAAAAGGAACAAACUGGAAACUCUCACUCUGUGAAAAGUUGUGUUUUACAUGUUUCUGCACAAACCACAAGCAGUGUUAUUUCCCUGGUGUUUGAGAAAUUUUGUUUAUUUGUGUGUUAUUUGUUGAUUUCGGUUUCUUGAUUUGUUUUGUUUUUCACUGUAUUUGUUUUUUCCACUAGUUUUCAGCUGUGUCACGACAGGCCUCAUGCUGUUUACAGAGACCCUUCCUUUCUUUUUCCAAAAGCAUCAAAAAAAAAAAAAAAAAAAGGGCUGAAGCUGUCUCUGUAGCGUUUCUCCAAAGUGUGCACAAGACAAAUGAGGCCAUGCAGGGUUUCACCCACUUCCAUUUUUUAAAUUCUUCACAGACUUGUGUGUAGAAACCCAGAAAACAAAAAAUUAUUUUCCAAAAAACAGGUAAUCACAGAAGCCCUUUUUUGAAAGAAGAGCAUAUCUCUGUUUGCAUUCUAGAACACUGAUUUAUGUCUUCCAUUGUUUUGCAUGGAAGACUUUUACAGAGCUCAGUCUAUAGCUAGUGCUAACCACAUCCUUGUACCUUGGAAACACUACUUAUAAUGCCUUUUUCUUCCUGACAUCCAAAAAAAAAAAAAAGAGUAAAUGCUCAUGGGUAUUAAACAUAUAUUUUGACCUCCCAAAAUGGUGACUAGAAGUGGAUUUGAGCCUCAGAUAUUUUUGGCGAUGCCCAGGCUCCUUGGCCAUGUCUCAGUGUAGACACACCAUCCAUCCCAGAAAGAGCAUGGUAUGGCUGUUAAUAUUCCACUGGAAAUUCCAGUUGAAAUAUUCUGCACUAAACUAAUGUUUUUAUCAAAUUUUAGUUUACAUUUCUUUGAGAUUGAUGCAAGCACAAAGCUUGGUUUUUUAAAGCAAAGUAUCUUACUUUUGGGGGGGGGAUAAAACAAAGUCAAAUUUCAAUUUGCAUUUUCUUCAUCUGGGUUUUUCUGGGCCUUGAAUUCCCUUGUGACCUUCUGUAUAUGUGCAUCGAGACGUCCUCCCUCCUUUUAUGAGUCACUCAACUUUUGUGAUUACACAAAUAGAGCAGCAUGACUCAAAACUGUUCAAAGCCGCAUGCACAUUUCGUUAAAAAAAAAAAAGAAAAAAAAAAGAAAAAGAAAAGAAAGAAAAAAGAAAAGAAACAAAAGGCCAUUUAAUAAUGUAUGUUAGUUCCACAUAGGCCAGCUUGUAUGUUGCAUGUACUUGUACAGUUUGCUUGUUAAUUACUCUACUGAAAUAACCAAGAAAUCUAAGCCAUCCAUUUUUGUUAUAGACAUUUUGCAGGUUUUAGCCAGACUCAGUCUGUGAGUCUGGGGUGAAAUGUCUAUCAAUGGACUUUAUUUUUUACCCUCUGGAAAACGUGAUGGAGUAUGGACCAAAUUCCUCCUAAUAAAUAUUUUGGUGUAGAUUCCUCGUGUGGGGCUGUAACACAUGUAGACACUGUGUACACAUAGGUUUUAAUCCAUAGACAUACUGCCUGCACCAAGUGAAUUAUUUAUUAUUUACACACGCCAGAAUUACCUGCCCAUUGUUCCCAGGGCACAGAUUGACCACUACCCACCAUGCUGAGCAGGAAGAGCUGAAGCAUUGGUGAACUUCUACUAGAUUCCGUUCUGUCUUAGUGGCCAACGAUCAACUGAUUCUAAUUGGGUAGUAUCUUUCUAUUUUGACCACUUGUCUUAACACUCCCCUGUGCUUUUAAAUGAACUUCCAACUCAUGUAUGUAAACAUGUUUAAUAAAACUUACUUUUCAUGUCA